AUGUCGAAUACUGAAAGAGAGCAGAUGAAUCUCAACAGUCCGCCCCCAGCACCACCACCACCCGAGAUUCCUGGCUCAAAAACCUCCAGUUACAUCUUCAAACUCAGAACCGCCCCUUUGGAUUACUUUUUCCAAGCACCAAACCCACCCCAGUACGUGAACUUGUUCGACGCACCUACUGGGCCCUAUUUUUUCUAUGGCACGUUGACCGACCCCUCUAUGGUUCGUGAAAUUUUGGGGCUGGAAACCGAACCUGAGCUACGCCCAGCACGUUUAUCGGGCUAUGAGUGCAAGCUGUGGGGGCAAUACCCUGCACUGUUGGAUGCUCCAGGCUCCAUAGUUGAGGGCGCAGUGUAUCAUGUUAGAACGGUUGAACAUGGGGAGAGGCUUGCGGCAUAUGAAACAAAAAACUACCAAGCUGGUCCUUGUCGCAUCCGUUAUACUGACGGGAAGGAGCCCUCGGACGAUGUCGGAUAUACAUUCAAAUUCAAAGGGAAUCAGAAGGAUUUGAGGGAGGGAAUUUUUGACCUGGGGGUCUGGUUGGAAAGAAUGGGAAGACUUGCAGCGGUGGAAAAGCUCGAUGCCAAGAAGAGCACUGACUGA
Messenger RNA from Penicillium riverlandense, 603 nucleotides. RefSeq names its product gamma-glutamylcyclotransferase family protein. The record is from RefSeq and is a predicted model, not a curated record. Bases 1 to 603 code for a protein of 200 amino acids. The transcript has a single exon. Lineage: Eukaryota; Fungi; Ascomycota; Eurotiomycetes; Eurotiales; Aspergillaceae.